AAGAAGGCGAGAAAAUGUAUUUGCAUUUCUCUUUUGCGGAGAUGGAAAACAUUCUGUUCUUUCGCUACUCCAGGUUGCUUCCCUGUCAGACUGAAAUUUUCUACUGCUUAUUGUGUAAUUUACGAAGGAACAAAGAUUUAUUUCGGUAACCUGGAUGCGUGAAGUUUCGCUGAAAGCAUGUUCAUGAGUAACCUUUGGAGUAAGCGACGACCUCUUGUGGCUUAUGGCUGGGUGUUCUUCGCGAUUGUUUUAAUUUCAAUUUUAUAUCUAGUAAGAUCUAGUUUUAAGCAUCCGAAGACGGAACAGGUUAUCAGAAUUUUGUCUUUUGGCGAUUCGUUGACCGCGGGUAGCACUGGAAUAGGAAGAAAACGGCAUCCAUAUUCGAUAACACUACAACAACACUUGGAUUCUCAUCAUCACACACUGCUUGGAAGGAACAUAUUACCGAUCUUCGAAGUUCAUAACGCUGGGAUUUCGGGUGAAAGAGCGGUAGAUCAAAUGUUUCCACGCUUAGAAAAAAUCUUACAAGAUGCAAGAACAAAAUACACAUGGGUGAUAAUUCUUGGGGGCACAAACGACUUGUCAAAGUACAGAAAUAGUUCGUCGAUGGGAGACUUUAAAUCUAUUUUCUAUGCUUUAGUAAACCUUCACAACAUGACUCAUAGUUAUGGAGCCAGAACGGUUGCGAUCACCAUUCCUGAUAGAGAAUGCGUGGGUUCGGGAAGGUGUUAUUAUCUAAGCAGAACACAGUCAAAAGUGAACGACCUUCUCCGAGAUUUCGCCGCUCAAAACACAAACAAAGUAGUGCUUGUCGACUUGGCCAACGAGAUCCUACUUCCGCGAGAUGAAAGACUCUUGGGUGAUUAUGUGCAUUUUAAUGAGGACGGCUACCAAAAGAUGGCAGAUGCUAUUUACAGUUCAAUAAAAGAACGUAUCUAAGUGAGACUUUUUCAAUAGACUUUUUCUUGAAGAAAACCGGAAGUACUAAACCCGGAAGUAAUUCAAAACUGAUUUUGACUCUGACGAUCUUUCGGUUGGAAUAUCUCAGAACGACCAGAAUUGUACCUUUUACACAAUAAGCUGUCUGAGAAUAUCUGCUUGUGAGUUUCCGAUUAGGGCUCAUCAACAGUUUUCGCAGUGUGCCUGGUGCUUUGUUUCUUUUUUCUCCUAGCCAGUUAUGAUAAAUAAUAAAUUGGCCCACGGUGAGAAUAGUUGUUCUGGCCAAAAUGUACAACCAUUUUUGUGGCCUGCAUUCAAUAGUAAUUUAUUACAAGCAAAUAGGUUGAGGG
Messenger RNA from Porites lobata, 1289 nucleotides. Lineage: Eukaryota; Metazoa; Cnidaria; Anthozoa; Scleractinia; Poritidae. The record is from the annotation of a GenBank genome assembly.